UAAGGGAGCUUGUCCGCCGCCAGUCGGUGGAGGGCGCGACAUCGAGAGCCACACGGCCGGUACUCGAGCUCGAAAGACGGCCACUUGAAACAUCACCCCCGCGGUGUUCUCCACCCGCGAGUUCGGAUGCGUACUCUAAGCAUUUGCUUCAUUGUCAUCCGAUUAAACAAUGUGACACCAGAAGGAGGCAGCUGCACUCCCAAUGGUCCACAAUCUCCCCUCACUCGAGUAGAAUGUACUUAAUGAACGUGCCCACUGUCGCGGCGCCUCACACCGAGUGGAGAGCAUGCGGACGCCCCGGCGCCUUUAGCAUUCCCGUCUGCCUCAAUGACUCGGACACGGAGUUGUCCACCGGGGGUUCUCCUAUCGCAAACAAGGUCCAGAUGAUCAUUGAGAGCCUGAGGAGCAGUCAGUCCUCACUCGAUAUGAGCGACCAGGUGGAGGGCAAUGUGCUUCAGGGACAGGACGGGCCCCCCCAGGCCUGUAAGGCGGCGGUGGGCUCCCUCGUGGCAGCCAAGUCCAAAACAAAAAACUGUUCAACCGAUGCAACUUUCAAGGACGGUGACCAGAGCAGCGAUAGCGACGAUUCCGUGGACAAAGGAAUCGAGGAGGCUAUCCUUGAAUACCUGAAGGAAAAGGAUGGCCACAAACGCAAGGUCGAACCUUUUGUCCAACCGUCCAGGCAAACCGUUCCUGAAAUGAAGUCGGAAGGCCAGUCCUUUUCCUUAAUGAGAAGCCACCUUUCCAAAAGUGUCAUCCAAGCCACACAGACAACUGCGCCCAUGAAGAAGUACAUUAAACACAAGGCCUCGCUUCACGAGGCCGCCGUCGGGAACUCUGAGUUGGCUCGCAUCAUGAUGCGAGAUCAGAUGACCAACAAGUCAAACAGUGUGGUACGGGACAUCAAAGUGAAAGACGCUUCCGACGACUCCAGCGACGACGGCAUCGAGGAGGCCAUCCAGAGGUACCAGCUGGAGAGGACGGAGCAGCAGACCAGGGGGGACGCUUUCAAACCGCUCGCCUCCGUGGAAGAAUCCGACUCCUCCAGCGACGACGGAAUCGAGGAGGCCAUUCGCAGCUAUCAGCUCGAACAACUCCGCGAUAAGAGCUCCCCCAAAUCUCAAGACAAGCUAGCGGUCAAUGCCUCCGGAAGCGCAGGCCUUGACAAACUCAAAAGGAAAAAUAAACCAGCGGAGAAGACAGCAAAUUGGGUGCAGCCGCCGUUUCCGAUUCUCUUGGAUGACUCGCUCAAUGUCAGCCAGAGAAGUGAAGGUAACGGUUUUCAUCUGUUGCGAACCGAAAGCUUUACGGAGCAGCCGGUUCCGAUCCUUCCCAAAGCCAAUACCACCGUCGAGCUGAUGUGCGCCGAAGCGAUACUGGACAUCUCCAAAACGGUCAUGCCGGGAGCCUUCGCGUCCCAUCUGGACACGGGUCCAAGUGGCAGCGCCCUCGCCGUCCCCGCGCCACUAUCCGCAACUCCGAAGCGGGACAGCGACGGAAGCUCGGUCGACAGCGAAGAUGGGAUCGAGCAAGAGAUUAUGAAGUUUCUCGAGCAGAAGGCGCAAAUGCUCCAACGUCCGCCCGAAGAACCGUCGACGACGCAAGAAGUCACACAAAAGAAAUCCCAGAGGUUGUCCUUAACAAAGAGGCGCAAAUCCAAAGACGACAAAAGCUCCAGCGCAUCCUCCGUAGGUUCAUCUACCAAUCCUCUGAAGGCACAAAGCCCACCGGAGGCCUUGGAGAGAUCGACGGAGAAAAGCGGGGACAAGAGCAGCUCGCUCGACAGCGACGAGGAUCUCGAUACGGCCAUCAAAGCCCUUCUCAAGACCAAGAAGAAGUCCAAGAAGAUGAGCAGGUCGGAACGCGAUUCCAGAAAACGCCCGAUGGAAAAAGCCGAACAAUCGCGAGCCGCCGCCAAAAAGGCAAAAGUUGAUCAUUUAGCCAAGCUUACCGUUUUGAAAAAGGGCCACAAAAGGAAAAGUGAUUCACCAAAGAGGACCGCUUUGCCAAAUGCGUCGCCAAUCAUUAAGCGACAGAUGAGCCGCGGCGAGAACGACGUCCGAGGUCAUCCGCCCGCAACUGCUCUGCAGAUAAAAGAAGAUAGCAGCUCGGUAGAUAGCGACGACAGCAUCGAGCAGGAAAUUCGAAAGUUCCUCGCAGAGAAGGCCGAGAAGGUCUCAGAAAGAACAAACGACGACGCGGAGGCGCCCAGGAACGGCACCGCGGAUGGCGCCCCGCUGCCACGUGACCUCGAACGGGAUGAUCAGCUGGCUGAAGUUCCGACACAAAGCGUCAAUACGUCGGCUCCGCCCCAAGACAAAGCCGCGCCCUCCGCUCCAGACGGCCCGGCGGUCCUUGCGGUCACCCCGCAGUGGUCCUGCAACCCCAGAACUUCGCCGUGGUCGGGCCGAGCUGAGCAAAAGCCAGUGACACCCGUGAGGGUCGACGACGGACAAACCGAAAAGGUCUCGGCUCUGGAUCAGUCCAUCAAGUGGCGCCAGAGUUUCGGACUCCCCAUCGUCGACCCCAAAAAUUUCAACCGAACGUCAUUUCACAUUAGCACGUCCGCAACGAGAGCCAGUCCGUCACCGGCGUCUCUAGGGAAGCCCAGCGAACUCAAGCCCCCAACGCCGGCCUCUCUCUGGUCCUCAGCCAAACGUUCGUGGUCCACAGACAGAAGCCCGAGGGCCCCUGUGACGAGCGGCGCCUCAAAGCCCUUCGCCGCCGACGGUUCGGCCGGGCAAAGUCCGGGCGCGGCCAGUACGGUGCACGUGCCGCGCGACAAGAGCGUGUUUGUCGAACUGGAGUCGGGUCGGACCAACCACGUCCAGGUGCAGAGCAGGCAGAGCGACGAGGGAGAGGCCAGGGCAGACCAGAGCAGAGCCCUUCCACUCGAGGGAGCUGAUGAGAAGUUUAUAGAUGAGUCAGAAGGUGAGACUCCAGAGAAGAAGCAGAGCACUUUGUCCUUGUCGUACGCCCUGGACCCCGGCAUCGUCAUUCGGCCGUGCAUCGCGCUUUGCUCGGAAGAACGCAGUAGCAUGUUCCGCAAUAGAUACAAGAAAGAGACAUGCAAGAUGCCGAACGUCAAAAGAAGGUUGCAGUUUAUUCCGGUACGCAGGUAGAUGGGACGAGCGAGCGGAACGUGUUGUAUCUGUUAAACAUGUUGAAGAAAUGGUUGGUUUCAUUUCUAGAUGAAUGUCACUGUUGCACAUUUGUUGACUGGUGGGGGACAAAAGUUUUCUCUUCCCUCCGUUAACGUGAAUUUUACCUCCCUGUCGCUGCCAUUUGUUUGGCCGUUGUGUGUUGCCUUUGAAUUGUUUGAGUUGUCUCUUGUUUACAUUUGUUGCAGUUAUAUGAUGUGGUCAAUGCUUGUGUCUUGACAUUUUUCAGACUAAUGUAUACCUUGUUGCACGUUAUUGUAUUAUUAGAAUAUUAAACAUUUUUCUGAUAUGUUUGGGGGGUGGCUAAUAUCCAGAGAGAACAAAAGUAAUACUUUAUUUUCAAUUCAUCUAAGAAUCCAUUUGUAUUGAUAGACAGCUAGUAUUCUGUUUUUGAGUAAAUAUGGUUCCCUGGACACUAUGACAUAAAAGUAGAUUAAAAAAAGUUUUCAAUGGUUAAGUUAUUUAUUGAAUUGUUAGAACGAUUUAAGAACGCUU
Messenger RNA from Syngnathus acus (greater pipefish), 3656 nucleotides. RefSeq names its product protein phosphatase 1, regulatory subunit 26 (gene ppp1r26). Lineage: Eukaryota; Metazoa; Chordata; Actinopteri; Syngnathiformes; Syngnathidae. The transcript is spliced from 5 exons. Bases 234 to 3122 code for a protein of 962 amino acids. Gene Ontology annotation, molecular function: protein phosphatase inhibitor activity. The record is from RefSeq and is a predicted model, not a curated record. Gene Ontology annotation, biological process: negative regulation of phosphatase activity.